CUACAACACCCCUGCGACUUUUCAGCGGACCAUGAACAUGGCUUUUCAUAAUUUCGUACGGAAGACUCGUCUGGCGCAGAGCAUCAUCAACUACUGCGUGAUUGUGUACAUGGAUGACAUCCUGGUGUAUUCGAGUUUCUACGAGGGACACGUGCAGCACAUCGAAUGGGCCCUGCAUGUGUUACGAGAUGCAGGUUUCAAGGUGGCGCUUGAGAAGUGUCAGUUUUUCCUCACCACCAUUUCCUUUCUGGGGCACGUGGUGACAGACAAGGGACUCCAACCGGAGCCGCAGAAGGUGGCAGUUGUCAGGGACGCGCCGGUGCCCACGACUAUCACGCAAGUUCGCGCCUUUCUGGGCCUAGCCUCGUAUUACCGAAGAUUUAUCAAGGGCUUCACGGCGAUUGCGGGACCCCUCACAAAUCUGUUGCGCAAGGAUCAGCCGUUGAUCUUGACGCCGGAGUGCGAUCAAGCGUUUUCCAAACUCAAGGCUGCUCUCAUUUCGGCUCCGGAUUACUCGGGCAUGAUCAGGCGAUGGGCAGCGGUGUUGCAGAGCAUGGACUUUGACAUCCGCCAUCGGAAGCACGAGAGACACGGGAAUGCGAACAGACUGACACGUCUGCACCGACCUGAGAAAGUUCCGAAGAAUGAGGAGUGGAUCGCGGGCUUGGAAGAACCUAGGGACGAGGAUACGCUACCAUCACGGCAGGAGUAUCUGAAGUCGUACGAGAUCAUCCCGCACACCUUCUAUCCGAGGGCAGAGGAAGUGGUGAUCGACGACGACGACGAGAAAACAUCGGAGGAGGGAAGCUAUAGUGAACAUAGCGAGGGUGAGCUGAGUGAGGAAGAAGAAGAAGAAGAAGAAGAAGAAGAAGAAGAAAAAGAAGAAGAAGCCGGGUACGAGUGGGAAGCCUUGCCGGAGGAAGCAACGCGCACGGGAACGGAGGCGGAAGAUCCGGAAGCGGUGCGAAAGCGCGAAGAAAUUGCCACCGGGAAGCGCCAGCUGGAGUUCGCCAGCGAAGCUAGCCUGCGCAUCAGUAACGAUCCGACUAGGGAUCCAAAGCCGCCAGAGCCGAAAGAUGGUGACCCUGCAACCGCCACCUCAAGUACCGCGCGACGGAGAAGGAGUCGAUCCCCCUCCUCCUCCAGCCCCACCCGUCCCCCUAUUCGCCCACGUACCGAUGCGGGCGAUAGGCCUUCGUCCUCGGACGCUGUCCCGCCGACCCCUUGAUUUCCUCACCCUCGAGCAGAUCCGUACCCCCGUCACCUUCCCUUCCCAUCCUUUCCAUCCCCAUCUCUUCCGCGACUUCUAUUCUACCCGUCUACUUGCCACCGUUCACCCCCACGCCUCCCUUCAAUCUGCUGCCCCCACGUUCUGCUGGCAUCUCCUGCUGUUCAGCGCUGCAUGGGAGCGAUGCAACGUAGUAGAGGUUUACUGCGUUGCCACGGGGACAAUCCCCGCUUGCCGCCACUUCGAGAUCUUUCGAGCGGCGCUCUUCCGCACCCUUUCCUUCUUCUACCGCGACUACCUCGCUUCCCUCCCCCGCAGCGGCGCCCCACUUCCACCACAUCAUCCGAUAUAAGGAGCUCCCGGUAACGAUGGAAGGAAUGAAUCGCUUCCUUCCCC
Molecule: messenger RNA, 1624 nt
Organism: Chara braunii
Lineage: Eukaryota; Viridiplantae; Streptophyta; Charophyceae; Charales; Characeae
Source: the annotation of a GenBank genome assembly